Molecule: messenger RNA, 3255 nt
Organism: Centropristis striata (black sea bass)
Lineage: Eukaryota; Metazoa; Chordata; Actinopteri; Perciformes; Serranidae
Gene: opn3
Product: opsin 3
Exons: 4
Coding region: 198-1409 (403 amino acids)
Biological process (GO): G protein-coupled receptor signaling pathway; visual perception
Cellular component (GO): membrane; photoreceptor outer segment
Molecular function (GO): G protein-coupled receptor activity
Source: RefSeq, a predicted model, not a curated record
ACCUGCGUGGUGUGACCGUGGGACAUUGACCCACUUUCAGCCAACACCACUCUCCGCUCCGUUUGAAUGCGCAGCGCGGGGAGCGCGUGGCGCGCCGUGGAUCAGAGUCUCGUGCCCAAAGGACGCGCGCUCACUGCCACAGCGCGAGCUGCACGAUGCUGCACGCCGAGUUCCCCUCCACGCGAUGAAUCCACGCGAUGAAUCCACCCAACGACACCAGAGCGGAGAGGAGCACCGAACAGAACCAGAACCAGGUUUUCACUCUCGGGACCUACAAACUUCUGGCGGGCGCCAUCGGGACCAUCGGAGCUUUCGGCUUCUGCAACAACGCGGCUGUGAUUGUUCUGUUCUGCCGGUUCAAGCGGCUCCGGACUCCCACGAACCUGCUGCUGGUCAACAUCAGCCUCAGCGACCUGCUGGUCUCUGCCAUCGGGAUCAACUUCACCUUCGUCUCGUGCGUCAGAGGCGGCUGGGUCUGGAGCCAGGCCACAUGCGUCUGGGACGGCUUCAGCAACAGCUUGUUCGGCAUCGUGUCCAUCAUGACUCUGGCAGCGCUGGCGUAUGAGCGCUACAUCCGGGUGGUGCACGCCCAGGUGGUGGACUUCCCCUGGGCGUGGCGGGCCAUCGGCCACAUCUGGCUCUACUCGCUGGCCUGGACGGGCGCUCCUCUGCUGGGCUGGAACCGCUACACGCUGGAGAUCCACCGGCUGGGCUGCUCGCUGGACUGGACCUCCAAGGACCCCAACGACGCCUCCUUCAUCCUCUUCUUCCUCCUGGCCUGCUUCUUUGUGCCUGUGGGCAUCAUGAUCUACUGCUACGGGAACAUCCUCUACACAGUUCAAAUGCUGCGCUCCAUCCAGGACCUGCAGACGGUCCAGAUCAUUAAGAUUCUGCGCUACGAGAAGAAGGUGGCCGUCAUGUUUUUCCUGAUGAUCUCCUGCUUCCUGAUGUGCUGGACGCCGUACGCCGUGGUGUCCAUGCUGGAGGCCUUCGGCCGGCAGAGCGUGGUCUCUCCCACCGUCGCCAUCAUCCCGUCCUUCUUCGCCAAGUCCAGCACGGCCUACAACCCGCUCAUCUACGUCUUCAUGAGCAGGAAGUUCCGUCGCUGUUUGCUGCAGCUGCUGUGCUCGCGGCUGUCCUGGCUGCAGCGGAGCCUGAAGGACCGGAGCCUGAAGGACCGGAGCCUGAAGGACCGGCCCCUGGCCCCGGCCCAGCGCCCCAUCAGGCCCAUCGUGGUGUCCGGGCUGAGCAGCAGCAGCGUGGGCAGGGCCCGGCCCAAGAAGAGGGUGACCUUCAGCUCCUCCUCCAUCGUCUUCAUCAUCACCAGCAAUGACUUCCACCACCUGGACGUGGCCUCCAGGGGCCCAGACUCCUCCGAGGUUAACGUCAUCCAAGUCAGGCCGUUGUGAUCCACAGAACAGACUGGACUCCUCCCCCCAACACUCAGAAUGCCUUAGGACCGAAACAUGCAAACACAAGCCAAAAUAAUCCGUCUGACCUGGACGACACCGUCACAGACUUGUUACAACCAACUGUAAAUAUCAACUGUUACCCCUGGAUUCCACUGGAUGCGUAACGGCUGCAGAUCCGUCCUCGGAGCCGUUACGCACCCAUUAUAAUCAAUGUGUGAGAUUCCACCGACUGCAGAUCCGCUGCGUAGUGAGUCCGACGACGACGCAUGGCCCUCCAACCAUUUAUAUACAGUCUAUCCCUCCAACACUGGAGCAGAGCUUCUGUUUUUGUCGGACGACGGAGCACGACGCAUAAAUUCAGCACAGAGCAGAUCGUUCGGGACAGGAAGUCGUGCACAGACACAAAAUAAAACAUCCGGUAUAUUUUCAAAAUAAAAUACCUCAGGUUCACGGCAGCUCGUAUUUCACAACUUGAAGACGUGAUGGUGAGCGGGGACAGACCUGAAGUCAACAGGUUAGAGGUUUUCACUCGUCUUUUCACCCACUGACAGCACAUACACACUGUACUGCUACAGAGCUAACUGUUAGCCUGUUAGCACAUACACACUGUACUGCUAAAGAGCUAACUGUUAGCCUGUUAGCACAUACACACUGUACUGCUACAGAGCUAACUGUUAGCCUGUUAGCACAUACACACUGUACUGCUACAGAGCUAACUGUUAGCCUGUUAGCACAUACACACUGUACUGCUACAGAGCUAACUGUAGCUAACUGCCACAAACGAGGUCGGCCGGCUCGUUAACAAGCCAGCCGACCUCGUUAGCGCUCCUUAGGAAGGAGUCGCUGGAUUUGUCUCCAGUCAUUAAUGAGGAGAUGUUGAUUCUCUUCCAGUUAUAUCAAUUGAUUACACGUGAAUUUGCGAGAUCUCGUGCGUCCUCGGGACUCCGCUGUCCGCAACAGCUCCGACACAGACGGAUCCGGUGUGUGUUGACGGACUGUCGAGAUAUGCAGCCGUUGCGGACGGACCCCUUUCGGAGUCGUUACGCAUCCAGUGGAAUCCCGGAGUUAGCCUUUUACUGUUAGCCUCUGCUAAUCCUUUUUCCUGACAGUGUUUUGUCUAACAGGUAGUAUGAGAGCUGUGGUGAUAUCAUGAUGUAGUUAACAACUAGUGAUAUGUUUCUCUUAGAAAAAAGAAUCACACUUAUUUGUCUAAUAUGCCACACAGUACACAACUACAGAACUAGAGGUGGAAGGAUCGACGUGUGAUAGCAGGUUUUUUUGGUUGGUACCCAACUGCAAGUGUGUAAAAAUGGAUAAUAAGCCUUAGCUCCUUAGCCAUAAACCAUGAUACACAAACUGACAUUAUUGUGUAUGGAUUCAAUAAAGAGAUCCUAUUUUAAGCUACCCAGCGUGUGUACCUUGUCUCAUUUCAAUCUAAAUCUCCAGUGUGACGGAGCAUUCACUGUGAAAUGACGUUUGGUGGAUUUAUAUGUAUGAGCUGCAGGAGAGUAAUUAGAAUAGAGGAGAUGAGAGAGGGACCUCGCUAUGCUCCACUGAGACACUCCUUCCUUUCAUAACCUCCUGGGCUGUCAGCUAUGAAUAGACUGAUGAAUGGAUGUCCAUAGAUGAUAAAAGCCGUAUUUAAUGAGGACGUGUGACGACUGAGUGCUCUUUGUUUUUAGACCGGUUAGUUAUAAGAUUACCAAGACAUUAUGGAAUAUACACGUUUGGUUUCUUGUUACUUUUUCAAUGUAAAAAUGUAGAUAACUCACUUAUAAACUCACCUGCCACUUUAUUAGGUACACCUGUGCAGCUGCUCGUUAAUGCAAAUCUCUAAUCAGCC